Molecule: messenger RNA, 911 nt
Organism: Cucumis sativus (cucumber)
Lineage: Eukaryota; Viridiplantae; Streptophyta; Magnoliopsida; Cucurbitales; Cucurbitaceae
Product: reticulon-like protein B9
Exons: 5
Coding region: 113-772 (219 amino acids)
Source: RefSeq, a predicted model, not a curated record
AAUUCCACUUCCCCUAUAUACCCACCUCUCAUUGCAAUUCAUUAUACCCUCUAAAACAAAACAAAACAAAAACUUCAACUACUCAUCUUCCAAACUUCUCAUCCUUAUUAUCAUGUCGAGCUACUCCGACUCCGACGAUGAUUCGGUACCUCGUUCGAAGCUCUUCGGUCGCCGCCGCCCCGUUUAUGAUAUUUUUGGAGGAGGAAGAGUUGCAGACAUACUGUUAUGGAAAGACAAGAAGAAGUCGGCAGGAUUACUUUUGGGAAUGACAGUGCUAUGGUUUUUGUUUGAGAUUGUUGAAUACAACUUUGUCACUCUUAUUUGUCAUCUCUCUAUUACCUCCAUGCUCAUCUUCUUCAUUUGGUGCACCGGUGCUGAAUUUUUCAAAUGGAAUCCUCCACGGCUUCCAGAAGCAAUAUUGAAAGAAUCAACAUUCAAAGACGUUGCUUCCACUUUGCACAGAAGAAUCAACCAAUUCUUCACCAAGAUUUUCGAUAUCGCUUAUGGAAAAGAUCUCCCACUCUUCUUUCUGGCCAUUGUUUCACUCUAUCUUUUAUCAGUGAUUGGAUCAUACGUUAGCUUUCUCAAUCUCCUUUAUUUCGGAUUUGUGGCAUUGGAAACUUUGCCAUUUCUAUAUGAGAAAUAUGAAGAGGAGGUUGAUCAACUUGCUGGGAUGGCCAUUUAUCAAACCAAGAAAUCUUACAGAAAUUUCGAUGCCAAAUUCCUCAACAAGAUCCCAAGAGGACCUGUCAAAGACAAGAAACUCAGAUGAUUAUUUCAAUAUACACUCUUUGUAAUUAAUCAAUUAUAUAUAAAUCAUAUUAUAACUUAAUAUGCCAUCUCAUGUAAUAAAUUAAAAUUCUCCAUCUCUAAAUACAUAUAUAUUUAAAGUGAGUUUAAUCAUCCUUAAA